AGUGGGAAUAUUAACAGUGGGAAUGGGGAGAGAGGGAAUGGGGAGAGUGGGAAUUCAGAGAGUGGGAAUGGGGAGAGUGGGAAUGCCCAGAGCAAGAAUUCCCAGAGCGGGAAUUCCCAGAGCAGGAAUGCCCACAGUGGGAAUUCCCAGAGUAGAAAUUCCCAGAGCGGGAAUGCCCAGAGUAGAAAUUCCCAGAGCAGGAAUUCCCAGAGCGGGAAUUCCAAGGCGGAGCCCCCGGAGCCGGAUCCCGGAUCCUCCGGCACCGACCCCCAGGAACGCCGGGAAGGGACCAGCCCGGAGCUCCCAACGGAGCAGCCGCCCCCGGACGCCCCCGGACACGAUUCCGGGACCUGGAUCCGCCCCAGAUCCCUCGGGAACGUGCCGUGGGACAGGACGGACCCUCCGGACCCUCCGGACGCCUCCGACGUCAUCCGGGGGCUCAUCCGGGAGCUCUCGGACCUCAACCGCCUGGCCAUGGGGGCCCGCCGGGGGCUGGAGCUGCUCCGGAGGCCGAGGCCGCGCCGGGGCCGCCGGAGCCGCUGGAAGGAGCCGUAGGGACGCCUGGAAAACACCUGGAAAACACCUGGAACGGGCCUUUAUUCCGGGAAUAAACGCUCCUGCCACCAGGGAACGCCGGCCUGGGGGGGCAGGACCCCAGAAAUCCCCCCCCAGAGCUCUUGGGAAUGGCCCUUUAUUUGGGAAUAAACGCUCCUGCCACCAGGGAACGCCGGCCUGGGGGGCAGGACCCCAGAAACCCCCCCCAGAA
This is a messenger RNA of Pipra filicauda (Wire-tailed manakin), 766 nucleotides long. RefSeq names its product secreted protein C-like. The transcript has 4 exons. The annotation marks the transcript as partial. Gene Ontology annotation, biological process: double-strand break repair involved in meiotic recombination. NCBI's taxonomy places the organism in Eukaryota, Metazoa, Chordata, Aves, Passeriformes, Pipridae. The record is from RefSeq and is a predicted model, not a curated record.